AUUUCUUCUUUUUUUUCUCCCUAUCUUCUUUCCUUCAAACUUUCAAAAACCAUAAACUCAAGGUCAAGGGUUCUCAGAGCAGAAAAUAUGGGCUAGAGAAACUAUAGAUUUCUUGAUCAAUUAUAGCUUCUGUUAUCCAUAUGUACCCCUUAAAUGAAAUGAAUUCAAAGCAGGGAAGUUUUAAGCUCUUUUUCCUAGCAUAACAGUUUGGCAGUUGGUGUUUCUUUAUAGCAGAAGCUGCAAGUGCUGAAUUCCAAUCCUCAGAUCUCAGAUACACUCAGAGAGAAACCAUGAUAAUUACAGGUAUUAGCAGCUUGAUCUUCAUGAAUAAAAGAAGAUCAGUAAUGGAAAUUUUCCCUCCAAGCGUGACAAAGCUUUGGGACGAAUGGGAAGUCCGGGUAUUGGUUUUAAUCAGCCUCUUCUUACAGAUUGUGCUCAUACUGUUAGGCAAUCGGAGGAAAUAUAUACCUACAAACCGGAUCAGAGUCAUCCUUUGGCUUGCUUACUUAGCUGCAGAUUGGAUUGCAGCAGUUUGUAUUGGCGUCCUCUCCAACAGCCAAGGAGAUUGUGAAGAUAACUCAUCGCAACAAACCAAUAUCAUACGGGCAUUUUGGACACCGUUUCUACUGCUUCACCUUGGCGGCCCGGACACCAUUACAGCCUACUCCAUGGAAGAUAAUGAAUUGUGGUUAAGACACUUGCUGGGGCUGGUCGUUCAGUUUGGAGGGUCAUUUUACAUCUUUCUUAGGGCCUGGAAGGGCAUGCCCCUUAAUAUUCUGGCCAUCCCAAUGUUUGUGGCCGGACUCAUCAAGUAUGGGGAGAGGACUUGGGCUCUAAGGUCUGCAAGCAGCAGUCAGUUUAGAAAGGCCAUGCUCCCUCGUCCUGACCCUGGGCCUAAUUAUGCCAAAAUCAUGGGCGAGUAUACUUUGCAAAGGUCCCAGGGAUUUAAUGUUUCAUUCAGACCAGUGCCUGAGCCUUCUACCGAAGUGAAUUGCUUAAAUAGAGAUGCACCAAUUCUCCAAGUUGGUUAUGCCUUGUUCAAGACUUUCAAGCGAUUAUUUGCAGAUCUCAUUCUCACCUUCCAAGAUCGCGAGGACAGCCAAUCCUUCUUCCACAAUACAACUUGGGAGAAAGCUUUUGCAGUGAUUGAAAUUGAGCUUGCAUUCAUGUAUGAUGUGCUGUAUACAAAGGCAAGUGUGACGUAUUGUAGAUGGGGCCACCUACUCCGCUCGGUGAGUUUAUCUUUCACAGUCUCAACAUUCGUAGCCUUCCUGCUCAUUAACAAGCAUGGGUACUCGACCAUUGAUCUGAUUAUAACAUUCUUGUUGCUGGUUGGAGCCAUUGUUCUAGAGAUGUAUGCCAUUAUUGUACUACUUUCCUCGGAUUGGACCAUUCUCUCGUUGAGUAAGCACAAAAUAACCCUCAAGGAUAGGGAUGAGAUGGAUCGAGCAAACAAGAGAUGGUCUAAUUCCAUGGCACAAUACAAUCUGAUGAGUUUCUGCCUCAAAGACAAGCCGAUCAGGUGGUAUCUUGAACUACUCCAGGGAUUCUCUUACGUUUAUGAAAUGUUGGAGAAGCAUCACUACAAGAGUUCUGUGACCGUUGCUGAUAAUUUAAAAGCAUUGAUCUUCCAACACCUUUCAGAUAAAUCAAAGGGUAUUAAGAAGGAACGUUCAGAUACCAGUUCAAAUAAUUACAAGGAAUUAUGUGCUGGUAGGGGUGAUCUGGUACUCAAGAAAGAGCAAUAUAAUUGUCACAGUGACCUUGGCUGGAGCGUUGAGGAAGACUUUGAUCAGAGCAUUCUUCUCUGGCACAUUGCCACUGAUCUCUUGUAUUAUACUGAUCAUCAAAACCAAAAUCCAAGCUCGGUUAAAAAUCCAGAUUGUAGAACCAUAAGCAAGAUGGUGUCAGACUAUAUGUUGUAUCUUCUGGUCAUGUGCCCUUUCAUGCUCCCUGAUGGAAUUGGACAGAUCAGAUUUCAAGACAGCUGUGCGGAGGCCAAACAGUUUUUAGAGGACAAGAAGCUAGUCGGGGAAGGAGGAACUGAGGCUUGCCAAAAGUUACUUGCGGUGAACACUGAAGUUCCACCUCUGCAAGUCAAAGGAGAUAAAAGCAAGUCUGUGCUAUUCGAUGCCUGCAGGCUGGCUAAGUCUCUGCAAUCCCUGAAGAUAGCCGAGAAAGAGAAAUGGGAGAUGAUAUGUGAUGUGUGGGUGGAGAUGCUGUGUUAUGCUGCAAGCCAGUGUGGAUGGAAUCAGCACGCCCAGCAGCUGAGGCGAGGAGGAGAGCUGCUCACCCAUGUGUGGCUUCUCAUGGCCCAUUUUGGUAUAAGUGAACAUUUCAAGAUUUCACAAGGCCACGGAAGGUCUGUGGUGGUUGUGACUUAGGAAUACUUGAUAGCUCUAAGACCCUUGUUGUGCUUUAACUUUUAAUUUAGCAAUUUCCAUUUUCAUGGUUUUUGGCA
Vitis riparia (riverbank grape) is the source of this 2461-nucleotide messenger RNA. RefSeq lists its product as uncharacterized. NCBI's taxonomy places the organism in Eukaryota, Viridiplantae, Streptophyta, Magnoliopsida, Vitales, Vitaceae. The coding region runs from base 291 to 2384 and encodes 697 amino acids. The transcript has 2 exons. The record is from RefSeq and is a predicted model, not a curated record.